AUGGCCUAUGAGACAGAAGAUCAUGAGAUUCAAUACUGCUUUCCUGCCAUCAACUCAUCCUGUUUCAAGAAACUUCACACUCCAACAAAUCUGAUCAUUCUCUCUCUGGCUGUGGCUGACAUGCUUAUUGGACUUGUGAUGCCCAUAGAGGCCUCGAGGCUGAUUGAGAUGUGCUGGUACUUUGGAGACACUUUCUGUAGACUCUAUUCAAUAUUUAUUUGGAUGCUUCUCCCAGCAUCUCUUAGUAAUUUAGUUUUAAUUGCUGUUGAUCGUUAUAUAGCUAUUUGUCAACCUUUACUGUACCCACAGAAAAUAACCAUAACUAAAACAUUAAUAAGCAUCUGUCUGAGCUGGGUUUGCUCCUCAACUUAUAACACUACCUUGGUAAUUAAUAACAUUUCACGCAAAACAAACAUAUGUUAUGGAGAGUGUUCUGUUUUAGUGGGUUUUGCUUGGAUAGUCACUGAUCUGUUCAUGUCUUUUAUUUUUCCUUGUAUCUUGAUCAUAUCUUUAUAUUUGAGGAUUUUCUAUGUUGUACAUCAGCAAGUGAAAGUUAUAAACACCCUGAUGAAAGGUGGCAAAUGCAUAAAUGAAGGUUCAGUGAAAAGGAAAUCUGAGAGCAAAGCUGCUCUGACAUUAGGAAUCAUUGUCACAGUUUAUCUGCUUUGUUGGAUUCCAUACUAUAUCUGUUCCAUAUCAGCAGUUUCUUCCACAACCAUAAAUGUUUUGACAUGGUUCAUGUAUAUGAACUCAGGUCUGAAUCCUAUGGUAUAUGCUUUAUUUUAUCCCUGGUUUAAAAAAACUGUUAAACUCAUCUUAACUCUAAAAAUAUUUCAACCAGCAUCCUCUCUGGUCAAUAUUUUUUUCAGAACAUAA
Molecule: messenger RNA, 876 nt
Organism: Carassius gibelio (silver crucian carp)
Lineage: Eukaryota; Metazoa; Chordata; Actinopteri; Cypriniformes; Cyprinidae
Product: trace amine-associated receptor 13c-like
Exons: 2
Coding region: 1-876 (291 amino acids)
Biological process (GO): G protein-coupled receptor signaling pathway
Cellular component (GO): membrane
Molecular function (GO): trace-amine receptor activity
Source: RefSeq, a predicted model, not a curated record